Molecule: messenger RNA, 2857 nt
Organism: Aspergillus welwitschiae
Lineage: Eukaryota; Fungi; Ascomycota; Eurotiomycetes; Eurotiales; Aspergillaceae
Product: phosphatidylinositol-3-phosphate-binding ubiquitin-protein ligase
Exons: 2
Coding region: 664-2319 (551 amino acids)
Molecular function (GO): metal ion binding
Source: RefSeq, a predicted model, not a curated record
ACACACACACACACACACACACACACACACACAGACAAAGAGCAGCAGAAGCUCACCUUCCGGACCGCCAUUUUGCCCCGCGGCCAAUCCUCGGCUUGUUGAACGUCAGCCAGCGGUAAAGCGCCUGAUCAUCACGCCCUCACACACACUCUUGCGGCUCGAAGUCUCUUGUCCUCAUCGCAGCCGCGUUGGUCAUCCCUUUCCUGACCAAAUUAUCGUCAGCAGGGAGGAACUGGUGCUGGUGUUUUCGGGGCGCGUGCUUCUCCUUCCAGCGCCCGAGUCACGAGACCCCCUCCUGGCCGAAGAUUUGCCUUCGACGCCCAAAAGUCCGAAAGGUCGAUUGAUUCCCUUUUCUUUUUUUUCGCCUUUGCAUCCACUGUCUAUCUGUUUUAUGCUCUCUCCAAUUCUCCCUUCUCCUCCUUUUCUUCUUUCCAGGAAGACUGCACCCUAGCAUCAGUCCUCCCCCGUCAUCCACGCCUGCUACACGCUACCCGGAAACGCGGUUCUGCCUUAAUCCCUCCCCCAAUCCUGGCCUCGUCGCGCCACUCAGUCAAUGACGGUCCGUCGUCCAAACGGCGGAGAUUAGUCUCCUCUGCAGCGUUCGGCAGACAGUCAGCAUCUUCAUCAGCGACCUUCUCUACGCCUGCUCCUUUCCCUCAGUUCAUGUCGUCCUUGUCGAGUCCGGCGUCUUCCAGAUCUGCUUCAUCUACCACUGCCGCCGCCGCCGCUUUCGCCGCCCCACCGCCUUCUGCUGGUCUCAAGCCUCAUGCGAGCUCGGAGCAUUUACGGACAAGUGAGGCCGGUCCUGCACUAGAUAGACGCACUGAGAGACGGCGAUCCACUCUCAGCGGGUCGGAUCGUAAGCGACGGAUAGUCAGUCUGGAGGCGGAUGCGUGGUCGAGGCGUGCAGUUCCCGAACCGUUGACGGAAGCCGGGCCGAGCAGCAGUCGAGCAGCAGCGAUGGAUAGCAGGUCUAUCCCCCGGUUUUCCGCCUUCCAGGCACAGACGCCUCAGGAUCCUCCUUCGUCCUAUGCCAAUCCCAUCGAUCUAACAUCACCGCCGCCAGCGCAGUCCCGGCCGCAGGGUACAUCCGGCUCAACCGAUAACUAUCGACGGGGAUCGGGGUCACGUACGGGUACUGGUGAUUACGUGGAGUAUACACGGCCGCAAUGGCAGCCUGAUGCGGAGGUGACGAAAUGUCCCAUCUGCGGGACAACUUUCAGCUUUUGGUACAGGAAGCAUCACUGCCGUAAAUGUGGCCGGGUCGUGUGUGCGUCAUGUUCCCCCCACCGGAUUACCAUUCCCCGACAGUUCAUCGUGCGCGACCCCAGUCGUUCUUAUGCAUCCUCCUCUUUGAUCCCCCCGCGCGCGGCUCCGAUUGUUGAUUUGGAAGGUGACGACGCCGCCAUGUCCCCAACUGCCCUCAAUCCGGCCCUGGGAGGCGGGGAGGAGGUGCGGCUGUGUAACCCCUGCGUCCCAGAUCCCAACCCAGAACCGCCUCGUGGGUUUGCGACUGUUCGAAGCCGCGGGGAAGCAGAAUCGCGCUCAGGCAUAGGGCAGGGGGGCUACGCUACUUCCUUCAAUCCAUCUGGACAUCGAUCUUAUCAUUCCAUGUCAUCGCCCGCUAAUCAGCAUCCGCAUAAUGGAGGCCUGGUGAGUCUCAAUUCAGGUACGUUUCCCUCACGGCCCGGACGACGGACCGUAGGCUCAAGCGAUUAUACGACGUUUGGUGGAUUGGGCGGCGCCUUUGCUCCACGGCUGCAGGAACGGCCCAGGCCCAUUGACUACGGAUCAUUGUCUAGUUCCCGCUUCCAUCCUGUCUCAAUGGGUUCUGGUGCGUCCUCUCGACCACUCCCGUAUCCAGCGGGAGGAAGUGCCAGUUCAUUGCCCGUGUCUUCGACAGCCCGAUCUUCGUCCCUCGGGGUAGCGCCGUGGCGUCGGCCUCACGUUGAAGAGCGCGAUCUCUGUCCGAUUUGUGACCAAGAGCUUCCACCUUUGGGUAACAAUGGGGACGAGGCUGGUCGGGAGGCACAUAUCCGCGACUGUAUUGAAAGCCAUGGUCGACAGGGUCGUUCGUCUCCGCAGAGCGGCAGCCCAGCGGCGUCCUCACCCGUUCCAGUUCGUCUGGUCGUAUUCAAGGCGACGGAGAAGGAUUGUGUGGGACAGGACGGAGGGCUACAGGAGUGUACCAUCUGCAUGGAGGAAUACGAGGUUGGCCAGUCGCUGGUGCGGCUGGAGUGUCUCUGCAAAUUCCACAAGCGAUGCAUCGUUGAAUGGUUUGAGCGGAAGAAGGAGUGCCCGGUGCAUAAAGUCUCCUGAAUGAGCCCGAUGUCUUGUUGUUGUUUUCUUCGUUUCAUAGCGAGCCUUGUUUGUACUGUGCAGGUUUUGUUGCGGCUGGAUCUCCGCCUUCGUCUUGUCGGUCCGAUGGUGACUUUGUUUUUGGUGAGGCAAAUGUUCUUUCCGGGCACCAUUUUGCUGAGCCGGCGUCCUGGCCCUGUUUUCCCUCCUUUUUUUGUGCAGCUGAUGAGCAGCCGGGGGUGCUUAUGCUUGCUUGAAGAGAGUUAUGAGUGUCUCUGUUUGGUGUUCUUUAUCUCCCCCUCAUACUUUAUGCAACCGUUCGGCGUGUGAGUGCAAUUAUUGUUGGCCAUUUAGUUAGAGCGACUACUGUUUCCACAGGACAUUGGACAUUUACGAAUGCUACACCUCUUACAUACUCAUUGAUCCGAUAAGUGAGGGAUGGUAAUGGAUAGAAAAGGGGAAUUGGGAUGGCAUUUGGUGCACACGUAAGCAGCGAUAGGAACGGCAGCCUGAGUGAAAUCCAUCUCAAGACUAGAGAAUUAUAGGAAUUCCGUCGAAG